CGGUGCUACUAAAAUUCCCCCUUCCUAGUUGCAUAUUUAUAAAAUGUUUUACAUAAUAUGUUGAAUUGAGCUAGGGUUAAAAGGAACUUGUCAUUGUUGGUAUUGUUAUAGGCCUAGUACAAAUAAAAUAACACAAUAUUGUCAAAAUCUAUAUUCAAGCAGUUUUUAAGUCAUACAAUGCCAUUGCACAUGAUAAGCUUCUUCACACCAAUUCAAUUUUAUUUUUCUUACAUGUUCAAUCCAUGAUAAUUACAUUUUACAUGUAUAUUGUUGGAUUAAUACACGAAAUUAUUAUAUCUUAGGCCUACAUCUAAAAUUUUAUAACGAUUACAAAAUACAGGGUUAUAAGAAUAUCUUGUCAUUUUCAUUAACGAACCGUUCGUGCCAUGAUAUAGUACGCUCAUUCACUGAUAGAAUUUGAAUCCAUCUAAUGAACGUUACGGCUGUUGCAGCGAUGGGGUUUGAUCGCCAGCUAACAAAAUGUGUCGGAGAUAUCGCCGUUUGUAAUUUUGUGUUAUAUUAACUGUAUUAUUUUAGUUAUAGUCUGUCAAUGAAGCCAUAUAUUGAUAGUAAUUAUUAGCUUGGUUAUAUAAAAUAAUUUACAUUAAUGUAAUGUAAUGCGGUGAUGUUAAUGAAUUAAAUUUAAAAAGUGCUUUGGCGCAAGCAACUUACAAGACAGUAGAAAGGACUCAAUCGGAUUUGGUCACUUCGUGGAAAAUAUAAAUCAAAUUGGAAUCAAGCCUUUUUCGGAGUCUUGUAAGUAACGGAGUAUAGCAGUAGCCUGCAUUUCCGCAAUCUUUUAAACAGACAGUGAAUUGAAAAUACUGAAUAACAUAUGUGGAGUACUGCACAAUUAGGUGCUAAAUUCGAUGUACCGACCCAUGACUUUUAAUAAAGCCGUCUUUAUGUAUACAUUGACAGGCCAUAAUUCACAGACAAUGCAUUUUAUUUAGUCUAUAUUUAUAUUUUCCUGGUAGUUCCUGAUGUAUACUACAAGCCCUAAAUAUAUACUGUGUUGUGAUGCUGAAAGUUAACCUAAGUGUAGGCCUAAUUCCAAGGAAACGAUGCGGUGAAUUACUCAUACUUGUCUGCAUGGACUUAUGUAUGCCAGGCCUAGCUGUAAAAGCUUACUCGCUGGUUCUACCAUGGCUGUGGCAGUCAAUAUUUCAACUACACCCGAAGCACAGGACUUACUCCACGACCAAACAUGGCUGAUAACUAUGCGAUUCGUGGUCGUGGGUUUUGGAAUUUUGCUCAACAGUGUUGUCACUGGAGUGUUCAUGUACACACGAAUGUACAGAAAGUCAUUGCUACACGGAUUAAUCGUCCAACAAUCGUUCGUAGAUUUCUUCGGUUGCUGUUUGUUCCUUAUAUUCUAUAAUCAGGACGCACCGAGUGGAAACUGGGGAACAACUUUUUGUAAAGCCCGUAGUCUCUUCUGGUUUGCUUCAUCAACGUCCACGUACAAUCUUCUGAUGAUAACCGUCGAACGAUUCAUUGCAGUUGUGCAUCCAAUCACUUAUAGAAAAAGAAGCAUUGGAAAAAGGCCUCGACUGUUUUACAUCAUACCAUAUAUUAUCGGUUUCUUGAUUUCCUUUCAUUUCGCGAUUAUCGCCGAUAUCAACGAAGAUCUAAUCGGAGAGUGUGUGUAUACGGGCAGUCGUGCGAUCAGUCUUUUUUCAGGACUUUGUGUUUAUGUGAUAUUUUUUUUCGUCCCUGCAUGCUUUAUGGCUUACUGCUACGGUCGGAUAUUCUUGGUGUUUCGUAAAAGAGCAAAAGAACAGCAACAUAAAGACAAAGCAAAUAGACGACUAUCGUCAUAUCACGUAUCCACGCAAAGAAACCUGGUGUACACGAUGUUUUUUGUUGUUAUUGGAUUCAUUUUUACUACUUCUCCUAAUUUCACAAUGUACCUGGUGUAUAAUAUUUGCAGGUGUUUCGAAUUCAGCACAAUUGUUGCACACGAGAUUACGGUACUCAUCUACACAUGUAAUAUGUGUAUCAACCCAAUCAUUUACGGAGCGAAGAUGAAUGAUUUCCGCAGCGGGUUAAGGGAAAUUUGGCGUAGAAGCGCGAUUCGGGCAGGUCAUGAUGCUGCCGAGGAAUGGACAUCCACGCGUCAUUCCAUGACUCUAACUAAAAUUGAUACUGAAAAAUUAAAAACAUUAUUCCAUUAAAAUGGAAAAAUAUAAUAACAAUAGUAAUACACUAUUAAUAAUAUUUUAAUAGUAAUUGUUAUUGUCGUGAUGGAAUAGACAAUAACUAGAUUUGCGUCAGGAGAAUCAAUUAUAGGUGUAAUUGUGCUCAACCUGUUGUGUGGAAAUGUACUAUACACAGUACGUGCGAAAACACUUGCCGAAAAGUUGUUCUCGGGUGGGACUCAAACCAUGGGACACAAUUACCAUUCAUAUUAGCAGUACUCGCUGUUUACUUGGACUCGAAUUCAAACCUGGUCAUCAGGCUCAAGCUUGGUGGUAUAGAGGUAUGAUGCCAGGCUAGUUAUCAGGAGAUCGUGGGUUAGAGCAACUUUCGAAUUUUUUUCGUGUUUUCACACGUACUGAGUACUCAGUCCAUUUUCCACAGGUUGGGCAAAAUUACACCUAUACUUAAUAUUGUCUGCAUGGACUUAAGUAUGCCAGGCCUAGCUGUAAGAGCUUACUCGCUGGUAAUGUGAAUAGCCUAGUCUAGACUAUCGUUUUUGGAGUACAAACAUUUAAUCUACUUCACCUGGCUUAGUUUAUUUUUUUCUGUAAAGCUAUAGGAUGUCUGAUGACAAUAAUAAUAAUUAUUAUUCUAAUAUUAUAUUAUUUCAAAAGAACUACAAAAUACAAUAAUACAAUACUUUUACUUGUAAAGUAUUAUUAUUAUUAUUGCAGUAUUUAAUUUUGCUUUGUGAAAUAAGUGUCCAUCACUAUUGUCAUUUUUUUAUUUUGUCAAUAUUAAUAUUUUGGUGCAACAAUUCUUAUACGAAAAAGUAUCUAAAAAGAGCCCGUCUUGUCAUUUCGCAUUGAUUUCAUGUGCGCGAUUGAGUCGAAUAUAUAU
This is a messenger RNA of Anneissia japonica, 3042 nucleotides long. Its product is annotated as histamine H2 receptor-like. Bases 1101 to 2177 code for a protein of 358 amino acids. Lineage: Eukaryota; Metazoa; Echinodermata; Crinoidea; Comatulida; Comatulidae. Gene Ontology annotation, biological process: G protein-coupled receptor signaling pathway. The record is from RefSeq and is a predicted model, not a curated record. Gene Ontology annotation, molecular function: G protein-coupled receptor activity. Gene Ontology annotation, cellular component: membrane. The transcript has 3 exons.